Messenger RNA from Myotis myotis, 711 nucleotides. RefSeq lists its product as uncharacterized. The transcript is spliced from 4 exons. NCBI's taxonomy places the organism in Eukaryota, Metazoa, Chordata, Mammalia, Chiroptera, Vespertilionidae. The coding region runs from base 1 to 681 and encodes 226 amino acids. The record is from RefSeq and is a predicted model, not a curated record.
AUGGCAUGGGGCCUGGAGUGCAGAGACCCGCUUGGGCCUGAAAGCUUGUUUCAGUCCUGCAUUAAGGAUGUGGAUAACCACAUUCCAGGCCCGGGUUGGGGGGCUGCCGGUCCUGCGGUACAGCAACGUGCGGCCGCCAGGGGGCGCCAGAGGCCUCGGCUCGUGCGCUCGGGCUCCUCCGCCAACGGGCGCCGCGCCCGAGCGAGCGGAGAGCAGCAGAGCCAGAGCGCUGCGGGCUCACAAAGCGCCAGACUGUGUGGCGGCGGCAGGAGCGCAGGAGCGAGGCCAGAGCUUCCCCCGCGACCGCGCCACCGGAGCUCCGGCGACUCCGACGCGGGGACCCGGGCCAGCCCCCAAGAUGCCAGCGAUCGCGGUGCUCGCGGCGGCCGCCGCGUGUGCUUCCUCCAGGUCCAGAGCCGGCGCCUGGAAGCGCUCGCGGGGCGCGCGGGCCCCAACGGCAAUUUCCUGAACAACGACCAGUGGCUGAGCACCGUCUCCCAGUACGACCGCGACAAGUACUGGAACCGCUUUCGAGACACUAUGAGCCUGAAGAAGGUAGAGACCGCAUCUUACAAUAGGUUAUUGACUUUUAGGAGGAAGAUCUUUGUGGACCCUAAAAUAUCUAAUACUCCUAUCCCACCCCUGCAAAAUACCACUGCAGAGAAAAGGAGAGAAAAAUGAAGUUGAGUCAAGGUGUGUAUUCUGAGUAGU